AUGGGCAAGGAAGAGGCCGAGAAUCACAAGCAACUAGGAAACAAGCUAUUUGCCGAGCACCGGUACGAGGAUGCCAUCAAGGAAUACUCGACUGCGAUCAUCAAGGACCCCAACGAGCGUAUCUAUUAUACCAACCGAGCACUCUGUUAUUCCAAGUUAGAGCAAUAUGACAAUGUGAUUUCUGAUACGCGGAAAGCCAUCGAUUUGGAUAACACUACAGUGAAAGCAUACUACCUGCUGGGUCAAGCUUUGAUUGAAAAGAAGCAACAUACCGAAGCCUUGAACAAGCUUAAAACAGCCUAUGAGCUUGCAAUCCAACAGCGGGUCAAAUACGUGAAUGAUAUCCUACAAGCACUCUUGACUGCAAGGAAACGGAAAUGGGAUGAUCAGGAGGCCGAUCGCCUUGUACGUGAAUCAUCAUUGUUACAAUAUGUCAAGAACCUUGUGGAAGCUGAACGAAAGCGACAACUAGAGGAAGCAGGGGAUGACGAAGAAAAGAUUGAUGAGAUCAACUAUUUGACAGACGAGCAAGAAGCUAAGAUCCAAAAAGUAUUUGAACAAUCCAAAGAAAACCUAAUGCGACGUGAGAUUCCCGAUGCCUACUUGGAUAAGAUUUCGUUCAACAUCAUGCAUGAUCCCGUAUUUACCCCAGAUGGGUUCACGUAUGAGCGUCAAUCACUGCUGGAUCAUUUUGCACGAAAUGGACAUGUUGACCCUAUUACUGGACGACCCUGCAAGGAAAGCGACUUGGUACCAAAUAGAUCUCUCAAGGAAGCUAUUGAAGAUUUCCUCAAAGAAAAUGGAUGGGCUGCAGAUUAUUAG
Lichtheimia ornata is the source of this 822-nucleotide messenger RNA. RefSeq lists its product as uncharacterized. Gene Ontology annotation, cellular component: cytoplasm. Bases 1 to 822 code for a protein of 273 amino acids. NCBI's taxonomy places the organism in Eukaryota, Fungi, Mucoromycota, Mucoromycetes, Mucorales, Lichtheimiaceae. Gene Ontology annotation, biological process: protein quality control for misfolded or incompletely synthesized proteins; positive regulation of proteolysis; proteasome-mediated ubiquitin-dependent protein catabolic process. Gene Ontology annotation, molecular function: ubiquitin protein ligase activity; protein-folding chaperone binding. The transcript is spliced from 13 exons. The record is from RefSeq and is a predicted model, not a curated record.